This is a messenger RNA of Limulus polyphemus (Atlantic horseshoe crab), 1938 nucleotides long. Its product is annotated as lipoma-preferred partner homolog. NCBI's taxonomy places the organism in Eukaryota, Metazoa, Arthropoda, Merostomata, Xiphosura, Limulidae. Gene Ontology annotation, cellular component: focal adhesion; stress fiber. Gene Ontology annotation, biological process: cell-cell adhesion. The coding region runs from base 141 to 1688 and encodes 515 amino acids. The record is from RefSeq and is a predicted model, not a curated record. The transcript is spliced from 11 exons.
CAUUUAAAAGCAUGACAGAGAUUACAGUGACACUCUGAAGAAAUUUAUAAAUACGUGUGGAGUAUAACGCACCAAGUUGUUUUAUACGACCUUGUGUUAGUGACCUGAAAAGUGCUAACAUCGUCCUCAACGCUGUCAACAUGACCACAAAUCGGGAGAAACUCGCCCAAGAUUUCGGACAUCUUAACAUUGCUCACUACGCUCCCCAACAAUAUUCAGCUACAAAAGGUAAAAAAAUCGCCCCCGUAGUUCCACCGAAGCCUAAGAAAAAAAUAAUUCCCGAACUUGCAAACCCCAACGUCCAGUUUUCGCAAACGGAAAAACAGAAUCGGGAGAAAAACUACCAGCCAGUUCUAGAACCUGGACAUGAGGAAAAGCUGGAACAAAACUACACCCUUCUCCGGGAUUCCAAGUACUCCAGUACAGUAGAGACAAAAUACCCAGUUAAAGAAGACGAAACUCGUCAGUUAGCUAAACAAAAGUAUCUUCCUGUUGAAGAUGUUAGAUAUGAAAGUAACACACAAAAACUUGAGAGUGUCGAAGGUCUUCCGGAGAAUCGUUAUACGACUUCAACAGAAAAACAAACUCGUACUGUUAGAAAUCGGAUGGAGCCAGCGCCAUCUAGUGUGGGCAGACCAUUGUAUUCUUCCUAUAGUACUCUUUCCACUGAUGACGAACUUCCACCUCCACCACCACCACCACAGACAACAAGAUAUUCUCCUCCCAGCAGUUAUGCAUUCCCUCCUCCGCCACCACUACCACCACAGAGAACAAGGUAUUCUCCUCCCAGCAGUUAUGCAUUCCCUCCUCCACCACCUCCUCCAGAAGAGCAUCAACUUCAGUCUCCAAUGAGAACUUAUGAUACGGGUCCAAUGUACAACCCCAUCGUUCCUAGACCAGCCAACAGUCAAAUGCCUUCUAAGUCACUGCUCUAUUCCGACCAUCACCAUGAAAGGAAGCCAGCCACUGGAAUGAUGACCCAACCUUUGGAAGGAGGACCAUCCACUGGACAAAAAGUUCAGAUUGACGAUCUGACAGACCUUCUGGUACGAAGCAUGGAAAAUUCAAGUGAUCCUGAUUUUUUAGGAAUUUGUUACAAAUGUGGUGAAAACGUGCUUGGAGCAGAAGGUGGUUGUACAGCAAUGAGUCAAAUUUACCAUAGGCAUUGCUUCACUUGCCAUGUUUGCCAUAAGGAACUGCAAGGAAAAUCAUUUUAUAUAGUGGAUGGGAACCCACACUGUGAAGAAGAUUACUUGAAUUCUCUUGAAAAGUGCUAUGUCUGUGGAAAUCCCAUUUGUGAAAGGAUCUUACGAGCUACUGGCAAUCCAUAUCAUCCAGAGUGUUUUAAGUGUGUAGUUUGUGGGAAGUGUCUUGACAGUGUCCCAUUCACAGUAGAUGCUACCAACCAGAUUUACUGCAUUGAUGAUUUUCACAAAAAAUUUGCUCCUAGAUGUUGUGUGUGUAAACAACCAAUCAUGCCCGAACCAGACCUGCAAGAGACGGUCAGAGUUGUGGCCUUGGACAGAAGUUUUCACGUAGACUGUUACAGAUGCGAGGAUUGCAACAUUUUGCUGUCAUCAGAAGCUGAAGGCUAUGGUUGUUAUCCUUUGGAUGAUCACAUUUUGUGCAAAAACUGCAAUGCCAAACGUGUCCAAACCCUGACUUCUCGGACAACAACAGAACUUUAGCCCAUCUACAGUACACAAUCUUCCUCAAGAAAAAGUCUACUACUACUAUGUUAUUAAUCUGUUAUCCAACAGUUUAAAAUUUGGUUAAUGAAAAUAAAUACAGGUUCAUAAUCUUUAAGACUGUUUUGAAAAUGUUAUUGUAUUAGCGAUGAGUUUUGUGAAUAAAGAUCUCUAUAUAAUACAAAGAUUGUAACAACAGAAAGUGGUUUGUCUAUAAAAUAAAUUUUAUAUUUACUUUUAGAAAUGAAAA